Messenger RNA from Setaria italica (foxtail millet), 1300 nucleotides. RefSeq lists its product as uncharacterized. The record is from RefSeq and is a predicted model, not a curated record. Lineage: Eukaryota; Viridiplantae; Streptophyta; Magnoliopsida; Poales; Poaceae. Bases 272 to 952 code for a protein of 226 amino acids. The transcript has a single exon.
CAGGGCCAUUUCCAGCGCGCCGGACGUGACCGGGCGCCCAGUGCCUCACGCGGCGCUCACCACGCCUGCGACAGGACGAACUGCCCGCGCCACGAAACAGAAAAGGCAUCACGCGCACGCCGACGCCGCCGACGCGCGGCACCGCGCUGACGCGAGCGCCGGCCCGAUCGCGCGACCGGCUCGGCCCCCACCGCCCCACGCGCCCCACCCUUCAGAUCCCGAUCCCAAAUUCCCUUCCAUUUCGGCACCACCACCCCGCCCCGCCAUCGCCAUGGCGGACUGCCGCAGCCUCAUCGAGUUCCUCCGCGCCUUCGAGCAGCACCGCCGCAGGGCCUCCUCAUCGGACCCUUCCUCCCCGCGCCCCCGCCGCGCGUCGCUCUCCUCCUCGUCGUCGCGGCCGCGGGGCCGGGGCCGGCUCUUCCCCGCCCUCUGCGACCACUCCCCGCUGGCCGUCGUCGACGCGCUCGCGCUCCUCGCGUCGCUCGCCGCGCUCGCCUUCCUCGCCGCGCCCUACGCGCGGCUGCUGGCCGCCGAGGCGCGGGACGCGGUGGCCGCGGCGACGACGCGGCACCCGGCGGCGCCCUGCGUGCCGCUCGCCGCGGGCGUCGCGGCGGGGGCCGCCGUGCUGGCGUGGGACGCCGCGGCGCACCGCGCGCGCAGGUGCGGCAGGCCGCGGUGCCGCGGCCUGCGCAAGGCCGUCGAGUACGACAUCCAGCUCGAGACGGAGGAGUGCGUGCGCGGCCUGCCGCACGCCGGGGGAGGUGUGGCCGCGGCCGCGGCUGCGCGCCCGGCGUCGGAGAUCGGGGACGACCACCGGGAGCUCGAGGCGGUGCUCAGGAAGAUGGCGCCGCCCAACGGCCGCACCGUGCUCAUCUUCCGCGCGCCGUGCGGCUGCCCAAAGGAGAGGAUGGAGGUCUGGGGCGCUAAGAAGGUGCGCCGGAUCAAGAAGUAGGGAGGCUAACCGAAGGCUCUUCUCUCCUCCUACCAUGGCGAGAAAUAAUGAGCGAAUCAUUACCGUGGCUGCUCCAUCGCAAAUGAUUACAGUUUCUACAUACAUAAUACUAUUACAGUUCCCUGCUGUCGUAGUAAGUAUAAUGCGCAUAAGGAGAGGAAUAAAGGGGAGGUAGAUACAAUGUCAUCAGCGACCAUUCCUUGGAUUAUGACAAUAAGUGGCUGUUGCCUGUUCGUAUAUAAAUAAGUGCAGCAGAGACAGAUCCUUUUUGGUUACUUGGAAACUCGUUUAUGCCAUCUGAAUUACCAUAUCUUUUUAAUUAAUAUAUGCUGGUUUUAUUCUGUGUUA